Capronia epimyces CBS 606.96 is the source of this 2400-nucleotide messenger RNA. RefSeq lists its product as uncharacterized. Bases 1 to 2400 code for a protein of 799 amino acids. The transcript has 4 exons. Gene Ontology annotation, biological process: DNA-templated transcription. Gene Ontology annotation, molecular function: DNA binding; zinc ion binding. The record is from RefSeq and is a predicted model, not a curated record. NCBI's taxonomy places the organism in Eukaryota, Fungi, Ascomycota, Eurotiomycetes, Chaetothyriales, Herpotrichiellaceae.
AUGGGGUCACUUGAAAGGGUUCUUGAACAGGACAUCGUGCGGAAAGAAGGACGCAACACCACUGAUCCUGCUUCGACGUCGCAACGGAGGACAUCGGCCGAUCUGCCUGGGGGCGAAACAAGCAGCUCCGACAAUGAGGCUGCCAUACCGGAAGAUGAGAAAGGCCUGGAGCCGACACCACUGGCAGUGAUCGACGCUUCAUACGAAGAUGACACUAAUGAUGACAUCUUGGAUCUAGGCAUCAAGCUUGGGAGAAUGAGGUUAAAUGAACGCUUAGGUGGCUUCUUUCGCCCCAGAAUUCACGAAGAGUUGAGCCAUGCGCUUUCAAAUUCGACAACUGACUCUGGAAGCUCUGCUGAAGACCGGUCCACCCUGCCCGAACUGCCAGACCACGAACUAGACUUCUUAGCUCCUGGUCCCUCAUACAUUGCUCCGGGUUCGGGAUUCUUGUUCGGCGAUGUCGGUAGCAAGAGAUCCCUUAUCAACUUCCUGCCAGCAAAGGCUGCAGCGGACUCCUUAGUCCGCACAUACCUGGAGAAUGUCCACUUUAUUGCACGGGUAGUCCACUGGCCAAGCUUCCAGCUCCAUUAUGACAAUUUCUGGACAUCGGUCCUCGCCGGUCUAGAGCCUCCAGCAUGGCAACAAGCCAUUGUGCUAUCAAUUCUAUUUGCUGCAGUCGCUAGCAUGGCGGACGAAGACGUGGUUUCGAUCUUUGCGAGGUCGAAGAAUGUCAUCCUCGGCAAUUUUCAGACAGGGACAGAGGUCGCUCUGAGCAAAGCCCAAUUUCUCCGAGCGACAAAAUUGGAAACCUUGCAGGCUCUGGUUAUUUACCUGAUUCCCAUGUGUCGAGAUCAGGUGUCGCGUGCCCAUUCGGUGCUUGUUGGCAUGGCCGUCCGCUUGGCCGAAUGUAUGGGUCUCCAUCGCGAUCCCGAAGAUGUUUACGGCUUGUCUCCAAUCGAAUGUCAUGUCCGGCGAAUUGUGUGGUUUGAGCUUUGUUGGCUGGACUUUCGCACUUGUGAGGGCCAGGGGCCUCGACCCGGCAUUAGACGAGAUGACUACGACGUUAAAUUCCCGCUCCACAUCAACGAUGCCGAUUUGUUGUCCGCGAGGCCGCAAGAGGCCAGUACACAGUGGACUGAUAUGACAAUGUCACGGCUCCGAUUCGAAUGUAUAGAAAUGCAACGGGUUAUCUGGUUGGAUCGGAUUAGGAUCGAAAAGAAAAAAGCGUCCUUGACACAUGUGUUGGGCAAAAUCGAGUCCUUUCGCAGAGCCAUGGAGGCGAAAUAUACGCCGAUUCUGAACGUUGAGGCGCCAUUGCACAAAUAUGCACAGCUGGUGAUGAAUCUGCUAAUUCAGCGGAUGUUUGUGAUGGUGUUGCAUCGCUACCUCAAUAACCCCAGCAACCAAGUACCGGAGAGGCUUCGACACCUCACCAUCCACAGCGGCGUUCAGGCAAUGGAAAACGCCAUGGCAAUUGAGCGGAUCCCAGAACUCAAGAGAUGGAGCUGGUUUAGCGGGGCGUAUCAACAAUGGCACGUUGCAUUCCUGUUAUUGACCGUCAUUUACCAAAGCCCAACGUUGCCCGAGGCGGAGCGGAUAUGGAACAUUAUCGAUUUUGUCUUCGAGCCCGAUCUGUCACUCUCGCGAGGUCUGAAAGCCAGGAGCAUCAUUUCAGCAAUCCGAGAUAGGACCGCAGUGUACCAGGAUCUGCGCCGGAUCCGCGUCCCUGUCAGCAUGAAAGAUAGGGUGGACGCACCCAAUAACGCUGGGGAGGACGCUGGUAUCACGAGCGGAUCCAGGCCCGUAGAAUGGACGCCGGAAUUGGUCCCCCCAACUAGGGCUUCGCCACAAACCAUGGAGGAAAGAGCUAAUACGGCGCAACAGGCCGGUCAGUCGUGGACCUUCGAUACACCUACAAAUUUCUACGUCAGCAGACAUGGCCUACGACAGGAUGGCGGCACUUCCAAAGCACCAUUACCUCAAUGGCAAAGUCAGCAGCAACAGCAACGGUACGACGCAGCCCAGGCAACGCCAGAAAAACAAUUUGAUUUCAACAGCCCGAGCGACUCUGGGACAAAUGAAUCUUGGCCGCCAUUGAUUACCACCGACCAACCCGGUUGGCGCACAGUGCUGAGGGCCGGCAACACGUCGUCGUCGUCGCCGCCUCCAGGACCGCAAACGGUUCAGGGCGUGAAAAACAACCACGUCUUGCCCGGCGGUAAUAGCCCUUACGGGAUCGAAUCAGGGUUUCAGAAUGACCAUGUCAAUAUUCCCCAGUUCCCGCCAUCGAAUCCACGAGGAGAUUCCGUCAUGUUAGAUAUUGACUGGGCGGAGUGGGACCAGCUGUUUCCCCCUGACAGCAGCAACAUCCCUUUCAACACAACACAGACUUUACAAUAG